Messenger RNA from Cryptomeria japonica (Japanese cedar), 2452 nucleotides. RefSeq names its product aldehyde dehydrogenase 1. The transcript is spliced from 10 exons. The coding region runs from base 563 to 2134 and encodes 523 amino acids. The record is from RefSeq and is a predicted model, not a curated record. NCBI's taxonomy places the organism in Eukaryota, Viridiplantae, Streptophyta, Pinopsida, Cupressales, Cupressaceae. Gene Ontology annotation, molecular function: aldehyde dehydrogenase (NAD+) activity.
UAUACGUUUAUAGUAUGGUUAAAUUCCUUGUACGUGAAAAUCCCAUAUGUAGAUUAAAAAACAGAUUUCUCCCAUUUUCUUAAUCUUACCUGAAGUUUUACCUGUCAUUUGCGAAAAAUUUUAAGUCCUCUUUGUUCCUGUCAAUACAAACAGCUCAUUGUAGUAUUCAAUUUGUUCCUCUCAAUAGUUGAUUGGCAAUAAAUAUUAAAAAUGUGACGAAGCUGCUUCAAUCUAUUCACGAAUAAACAAAGAAGUAGAACUAUUUGCAGCCUUUCAAAUGAAAAUAUGGACUACGAGUUAAUGGACUACGAGUUAAGAUGUCUGAUAAACAUAUAUUUUGCUGACAAUUAUGGAUGUAUGAACCAUUGAUGCAGAUGCCACAGCCGUCCCCUACAGUAUUCAGUAUUAUAGAUUGAUGUCUUUUAGCUAAUUAAAAUAAUUUUCAUCGAAUAUACCAAACUGUUUACUGAGGGUUCUGGUUUGGAAUCUUUCGAGAGUAAAAGAUUCGUUUUAUUUUAGGAUCAAUAGGUAAUAGUACCCACUGGUAGAAACGAAGCCUACAAUGUUCUUCGCACAAAAGUAUGGCUAUCUUCAUAAAAAUUUUAGUUUUGCAAUAAGGAGGGUAUCGUGUGUUACUCUGCAUUCUAUGGCUGCUCCUGCCGUCAUUACUCUUCCCGUCCCCAAAUACACUAAGCUCUUCAUCAAUGGAGAAUUUGUGGAUUCAGUUUCAGGAAGAACGUUUGAAACGUUGGAUCCUCGAACAGGGGAUGCGAUAACAAGCGUAGCAGAGGCCACUAAAGAAGAUGUUGACGAGGCUGUUAAAGCUGCUCGCAAGGCCUUCGAUCAUGGCCCCUGGCCUCGAAUGCCUGGCUCUGAGAGGGCGCGUAUUCUGAACAAGUAUGCAGACUUGGUGGAGCAGCAUCUGGAGGAGCUGGCGCGCUUGGAGACCCUGGACAAUGGAAAACCAUUGGCAGCGUGUCGUGCAGGGGAUAUUCCUAGUUGUGUCAAGGCGCUCCGCUAUUAUGCGGGAUACGCGGAUAAGAUCCAUGGAUUAACAUUAAAGAUGAGCGGGGAAUAUCAGGGAUAUACUUUGCAGGAGCCUAUUGGUGUUGUUGGUCAGAUAAUACCAUGGAAUUACCCUCUCUCCAUGUUUUUCUACAAAAUUAGUCCUGCUUUGGCAUGUGGAUGCACAGUCGUUAUCAAGCCAGCUGAACAGACUCCCUUAACAGCACUUUACGCCGCACAAUUGGGGAAAGAGGCGGGAAUACCGGCGGGGGUUCUGAAUGUGCUUUCUGGGUUUGGAGAAACAGCUGGAGCUGCCAUUAGCAGUCAUAUGGGUAUUGAUAAGAUUGCAUUUACAGGGUCUACAGAGGUGGGACGGCGUAUAAUGGAGGCAGCUGCAAAGAGCAACUUAAAGCCUGUGAUGUUGGAACUGGGUGGAAAAUCCCCUCUCAUUGUAAUGGAUGACGCUGAUGUUGAGGAGGCUGUCAAUCUCGCUCACCGUGCUGCCUACUCUAACAUGGGACAAAUAUGCUGUGCUGGAACGAGGAUCUUUGUUCAGGAGGGCAUUCAUGAUGAAUUUGUAAAGAAGGCAGUGGAAAGAGCAAGGCAGCAGGUAUUAGGGGACCCCUUUAUGCCAGGAGUUCAACAAGGCCCUCAGGUUGACAAGGCACAGUUUGAUAAAAUAUUGAAGUAUAUUGAGCUUGGGAAGAGAGAGCAGGCAAAUUUGUUGAUAGGAGGUAAAUGUUGGGGUGACAAAGGAUUCUAUGUUGAACCUACCAUAUUCUCCGAUGUCCAGGAUAAUAUGAAGAUUGCCCAAGAUGAAAUAUUUGGACCAGUCAUGUCUAUUUUAAAAUUUAAAACGGUGGAGGAAGUGAUAGAAAGAGGGAACAAAACAAUAUAUGGUCUUGCAGCAGGUAUAGUAACCAAGAAUAUAAAUGUUGCAAAUAGACUUUCAAGAUCCCUUCGCGCAGGAGUGAUUUGGAUCAAUUGUUACCUAGUAACUGACAUGGAUGCCCCUUUUGGUGGCUACAAGAUGAGUGGCAUUGGGAGAGAAAGGAGUUUAUGUGGUCUUGAAAGUUACAUGCAGGUUAAAAGUGUUAUUUGCCCUGUUUAUGAGUCCCCUUGGUUAUAAGAGAUUCACUUAUUACGUAUCUCUUGUAGUUAUUAUCAAUUAGAAUAGUUAUAUAUUAUUUUACAAUAUUAACAAGUAUUAUGCAGUAUCUGUUUCAAAUAUAUUAUUGUAAUUUAUUUUAUUUGUGCAAAAACAUUUAUUUACAAAUAUCAUUGCAAUAAGAUAUAUAAAAGAUGAAACAAAUCUGGACUCCAAUGAAGCUACCAAUUUCUUUUGAACAUUUUGGGGUUGUAAUGUCCCCGAUGUAAUUAAAUAAUAUUAAUUAUUGUAUGGCCCUAAAUUUAAUAAUAAAAGCUUUCGGGCCCCCUUUUUAUUUUA